UAUAAAAUCCCCUCGCCACCCGCGCGCCGAUCACUCCAACCAUCUCGCACCGCGCACCGGAAUUACAUCACACGCGCCUAGCUUUACAGCAGCCGGCAGCGACAGCCAUGGCCACCGCCACCGAGUCGCGCUCGACGCAGCAGGUGCAAGCCACCGACGCCGGGGAGGUGGCGCCGGCGGGCGGGCCCAAGGUGGUGGACGAGGUGUCCGGCUGGAUGCGCGUGCUGGACGACGGCACCGUAGACCGCACGUGGACCGGCCCGCCGGAAGCGCUCCCGCUGAUGCAGCCGGUGCCUGCCUACGCCGAGCCCCGCGACGGGCUCACGCUGCAUGACCUCCCCGGGGAGCCCAGCCUACGGGUGUACCUCACCGAGGUGGCCGCCGACGGGGUCGGGCACGGGCGGCGUCUCCCCGUCAUCGUGCAGCUCCACGGCGGCGGGUUCUGCAUCUCGCGCCCGUCCUGGGUCAUGUACCACCACUUCUACGCGCGCCUCGCGUGCGCGCUCCCCGCCGUGGUGGUCGCCUUCGAGCUGCCCUUGGCACCGGAGCGCCGCCUGCCGGCACAAAUCGACGCCAGCCUCGACGCGCUCCGCCGGCUCCGCUCCAUCGCGCUGUCUGACGCCGGCUCUCUGAACGACCCAGCGGCCGAGCUCCUCCGAACGGCCGCCGACUUCUCCCGGGUGUUCCUCAUCGGGGACAGCUCCGGCGGCAACCUCGUCCACCUCGUCGGCGCGCGCGUCGGCGAGGACGGGGCAGGCAACUGGGCGCCCCUCCGCGUGGCCGGCGGCAUCCCGCUCCACCCGGGGUUCGUGCGCGCCACCCGGAGCAAGUCGGAGCUAGAGCCAAGGCCGGACUCGGUGUUCUUCACCCUCGACAUGCUCGACAAGUUCCUCGCCAUGGCGCUGCCGGAGGGCGCCACCAAGGACCACCCGUACACGUGCCCGAUGGGCCCGAACGCGCCGCCUCUGGAGUCAGUCCCGCUGCCGCCGCUGCUGGUCGCCGUCGCCGAGCACGACCUCAUCCGCGACACCAACCUUGAGUACUGCGACGCGCUGCGCGCCGCCGGCAAGGACGUGGAGGUACUGAUCAACCGCGGCAUGAGCCACUCCUUCUACCUCAACAAGUACGCCGUCGACAUGGACCCCGCCACGGGCGAGAGGACCCGGGAGCUCGUCGACGCCAUCAGGAGCUUCGUCGACCGCCACUAGAUCGACGUGGAGCAGCUAGGCGCACCUCCUAAUUGUUUCUCGUGUCAUGCGCGUGUCCGCCAUUGCAUUGCACGUUUGGCUUGACCACAUGUGUGGCUGAGGCCUCUGGCCCAGCCGAGCUGUGUGCCGGUUGCUCGCUGUCUGUGUGUGUCGAGUUGAUGCCAUGUCUGCAUCAGUGGCGCAGGCAUCGUGUCAUUUUAUAGCCGUAUUGGUGCAAAUAAAUGUGCUAAUUGGGUCGUGUGACGGUGUCGGUGUGAGUGAUGUAGUAUCGAAUAAUAAGCGUGGCAGACUGCCAUGGAUGUGUAUUAUUACCUCCAAAAUCUGAACGGAAAUUGAGUCGUAUGUAUUGCGUGCGUCCAGAACGGCCCAUCAACAUGUUCUGAAUUCAGAAUUGGUUGUUGGCCCACGAGUCAGCUUACUUUCUAAACAAACCCAGUUAAGUGGUGUAAUCGGUGUGGAAUAAGUUCAUCUAAGCUUCCCUAUCUUGUCGACGAAUUCGAUUUUCGCUCG
Messenger RNA from Oryza brachyantha (malo sina), 1718 nucleotides. Its product is annotated as probable carboxylesterase 15. The record is from RefSeq and is a predicted model, not a curated record. The coding region runs from base 108 to 1208 and encodes 366 amino acids. NCBI's taxonomy places the organism in Eukaryota, Viridiplantae, Streptophyta, Magnoliopsida, Poales, Poaceae. The transcript has a single exon. Gene Ontology annotation, molecular function: hydrolase activity.